Chanos chanos (milkfish) is the source of this 1080-nucleotide messenger RNA. It is a transcript of the gene glo1, whose product is annotated as glyoxalase 1. The record is from RefSeq and is a predicted model, not a curated record. The coding region runs from base 98 to 640 and encodes 180 amino acids. Lineage: Eukaryota; Metazoa; Chordata; Actinopteri; Gonorynchiformes; Chanidae. The transcript is spliced from 6 exons. Gene Ontology annotation, molecular function: metal ion binding; lactoylglutathione lyase activity.
UCCGUCUAUGAUUCGCUGCAGUUCAGGAAAACUUUUAUUUCACCAUCCUUAUCCUAAAUCUCCUGGACAGAGUGGUCAAAUCCUUUAAUGCACAAAUAUGAGCGACCAAGGAUUGACGGACGAAGCCGCGGCUGAAGCAUGUAAAGAUGGUGACCCAAUUACUCAGGAUUUUAUGAUGCAGCAGACCAUGCUGAGGGUGAAAGAUCCGGUAAAAUCCCUAGACUUCUACACUCGCAUCCUUGGAAUGACCCUGCUGCAGAAGUUUGAUUUCCCAUCCAUGCGGUUUUCCCUCUACUUCCUGGGCUAUGAGGACAAGAAGGAAAUUCCAGCAGACAAAAAGGACAGGACAGCCUGGACAUUCUCCCGGCGUGCCACUAUUGAACUGACACAUAACUGGGGGUCAGAGACGGAUGACAGCCAGUCUUACCACAACGGCAACUCUGACCCACGAGGUUUUGGUCACAUUGGUAUAGCUGUGCCUGAUGUCUACGCUGCCUGCAAACUGUUUGAGAAGCAAGGUGUUACCUUUGUUAAAAAACCAGAUGAUGGUAAAAUGAAGGGGCUGGCCUUCAUUCAGGACCCUGAUGGUUACUGGAUAGAGAUCCUCAGCCCGAACAACAUGGUAUCCAUCACCUCAUAAAGGAUCUUCUGGAGUAAUGCUUUGUGGAGAAAUGUUUUGUAGUGUAAUGCUUUGUGAAGAUGGAAGAGGUGAAGUAAGAAAUAUAUACCAUGCUAUCAUGCAGAUAGCUCAGCAAAUUGGCUAGCUUUGUGGAAUAGUGUUCAUGUAGGCUAAUGUGCUGAAAUAUGGACAGUCCUCACAUUCACAUAGUUCCACAGAAUGCUGAAAACUGAAAUUCUAUUGCUUCCAACCAAGCCUCAGUAGUCUACAUAAAUUAAUAUAUUUUGCAUUGCUCGGUUCAUUUAUUGACUUUGUGAAUAUGGCACUUGGGAAAGAUAGCUGUACUUUUUUAGAUAUUUUCUAGAGGACUUCCUGAUCUUAUCCCCACUAGCUUUCAGUGCACCAUGGUGCUAUUGUUCAAUAAAGCAGCUUACUGCUGUUUACUGUUAUGAUUCAUUUGA